GAGAGAGAGAGAGAGAGAUGAUCGAGACGCCGAGAGAGAGAGAGGCGGAUCGAGACGCCGAGAGAGAGAGAGUCACUGAGAAGCUGUACACAAUCAGAGAAGAGAAAAUUCAUCAACAUGCACAAUCAGUUUACACAGAGCGACAGAGAGAAGAGACAUACGAGAGAGGCAGAUCGGAUCGAGAGUCGCGACUCGCGAGAAAGAGAGAGAGAUGAUCGAGACGCCGAGAGAGAGAGAGGCGGAUCGAGACGCCGAGAGAGAGAGAGAGUCGAGGAUUAAGACGCCAAGGGGAGAGAGAACGGAGAGUCGCCGUGAGUCGACUUCAUCGAGAGAGAACGGGAAUCAGAGAUGAGAAUCGCAGAGACGAGAGCCGAAAAAUAGAGUGAUUUCCAUUGGAAACCCAUUGGGCCCCCAUGUCCAUUUGGUUUAAGCCCAUUGGAUUUGGAGUUUAUUUGGUUUCGACCAACUGGACAGCUUUAUUUAUUGGUCUAAUUUGGUUAGUCCAAAUGGGCUUGGACAUCGGUAACCAAUGGACAGUGUGUCCAAUUGACAUUUCUAGGCCAAAGGAGGAGCUUCAGAUUGGAAAUUCUGAUGAGCUAAGCAACUUACCUGAAUCUGAAUCUGAAACAGAAACUCGGGAUGAGAAGAUCUCUGAGGCUACUGCCUCCACGCCUCCACCACCUCUGUCAAGGUCAAGCGUGCACGACCAAUCCAUCCGCAUGGCUGAUUUUGGCUUUGGAAAAGAAGAAUCACAUUAAGAUGAGGAACACGAAGAAGACACCAACGCUUAAGGCAUUCGAGAGCAAAUCCAGCACCUAAGGCUUCCGUUUAUCCUAUAAUCACCAGAACUACCGUCGCUUUCUAAUUUCCUAGUGCUUUGUAAACUUACAACCAGAAAUAAAUGUACGAGUUGGAUUCUCAGGGUCUUGUGUUAGUUAUCCGAAAUGUUCUCGUCUGGACUUAUGUGAAGGUGAUCUCUAAACUGUUAGAAUAAUAUCCCAAAAAAAAUUCAUCUCUAUUAUA
Messenger RNA from Brassica napus (rape), 1023 nucleotides. RefSeq lists its product as uncharacterized. The record is from RefSeq and is a predicted model, not a curated record. The transcript is spliced from 3 exons. Lineage: Eukaryota; Viridiplantae; Streptophyta; Magnoliopsida; Brassicales; Brassicaceae. The coding region runs from base 414 to 758 and encodes 114 amino acids.